Messenger RNA from Parasteatoda tepidariorum (common house spider), 1331 nucleotides. RefSeq lists its product as uncharacterized. Gene Ontology annotation, cellular component: nucleus. Gene Ontology annotation, biological process: regulation of transcription by RNA polymerase II. The record is from RefSeq and is a predicted model, not a curated record. NCBI's taxonomy places the organism in Eukaryota, Metazoa, Arthropoda, Arachnida, Araneae, Theridiidae. Gene Ontology annotation, molecular function: DNA-binding transcription activator activity, RNA polymerase II-specific; RNA polymerase II cis-regulatory region sequence-specific DNA binding.
UGCAGUGUGUGUAAAAAAUCUUUCACACAAAGAUCUUCUUUAAAAAAACACUCUCUUGCUUAUACUAGACAGAAACCGUAUACAUGCAGUGUGUGCCAUAAAUCUUUCACACAUAAAUGUUAUUUAAAUCAACACUCUCUUGUUCAUACUGGAGAGAAACUUUAUUCAUGUAGUGUGUGUGAUCAAUCAUUCACUCAUAAAUCUAGUUUAUAUAGGCAUGCCCUUGUUCAUACUAGAGAGAAGCCUCAUUCAUGCAGUGUGUGUGAUAAAACUUUCUCAUUUAAAUAUCAGUUAAAGAUACACUCUGUUGUUCAUACUGGGGAGACGCCUUAUUCAUGCAGUGUGUGCAAUAAAACUUUCACACAUAUAUCUUCUUUAAAAAAACACUCUCUUAUUCAUACAGGACAGAAACCCUAUUCAUGCAGUGUGUGUAAACAAUCUUUUACACAGAAAAGUAAUUUAAAUCAGCACUCUCUUGUUCAUACUGGAGAGAAACUUUAUUCGUGUAGUGUGUGUAAUCUGUCAUUCACACAUAAAUAUAGCUUGUAUAGACAUUCCCUAGUUCAUACUGGUGAGAAACCUUAUUCAUGCAGCGUGUGCAAUAAAACUUUCUCAUUGAAGUCUUAUUUAAAGAUACACUGCGUUAUUCAUACUGGAGAGAAACCCUAUUCAUGCAGUGUGUGCAAUAAAUUUUUCAGGCAUAAAUCUUCAUCAAAAAAACAUUCUCUUGUUCACACUGGGCAGAAACCUUAUUCAUGCAGUGUGUGCAAUAAAUUUUUCAGGCAUAAAUCUUCAUUAAAAAAAUAUUCUAUUGUUCACACUGGGCAGAAACCCUAUUCAUGCAGUGUGUGUAAUCAAUCUUUUGCACAUAAAUAUAACUUAAAUCAGCACUCUCUUCUUCAUACCGAAGAAAAACUUUAUUCAUGUAGUGUGUGUGAUCAAUCGUUCACACAGCAACCAAGUUUAUCUAGACAUUUCCUUGUUCAUACAGAAGAGAAACCUUAUUCAUGCAGCAUUUGCGAUAAAAGUUUCUCAUUGAAAUUUCAGUAAAAGAUACACUCUGAUGUUUAUACUCGAGAGAAGCCUUAUUCAUGCAGCCUGUGUGUUAAAAGAUUCUCAUCCAAAUCUCAUUUGAAGGUGCACUACGUUGUUCAUACUAGAGAGAAAACUUAGUCAUGCAGUGUUUACAAUAAAAUAUUUGAGCAUUUAAAUUUUAGUUAAAGACAUACUCUGUUGUUCAUACUUGAGAGAAACUUUAUUCAUGCAGUAUGUGUAAAAAAUCUUUCUCACAUAAAUUAAGUUUAAAUAAACACUCUUUUAUUCAUAUUGGA